CAUCUAGUGUGUGUUUUCAAGUUUUUUUUUUUUUUUUUGUUUUGUUUUUUUAAAUAGAGAUCAGUGGCAGCGCUGGGUGAAGGCUGUGUGUGCGCGGUGUGUCAGGGAGCACAGGACCUGCCAACAGAAAGCUGAGCAGAAGCCACCAUGGACUGUGCGUGUCUUCACCCGCUAGCCUACCCCUCCACAGAACCCACGAGCUGGAGCGCCAGCCCUUCUGACCACCUUGCAUGAGAAAGGACAGGGAAUCCGGAGGCCCACGUUUACUGGGCGGCGGAGCGCGUGUGAGACGGUCCAGUGGCGUGCGCACAGUGGCCUGAGUUCAGCAGCCAUGUCCUUCAGUGCUACCAUUCUCUUCUCCCCUCCCAGUGGCAGUGAAGCCAGAUGCUGCUGCUGUGCCUGCAAGAGCGAGACCAGCCAGGGCAGCACGGGUCCUCAGGGCGGGAACCCUCCUGCCGGUACCCCCAUCACGGUGACUGGACAUGGCCUGGCAGUCCAGAGCUCUGAGCAGCUGCUGCAUAUUAUCUACCAGCGGGUGGACAAGGCCGUGGGACUGGCCGAGGCCGCGCUGGGUCUCGCACGGGCCAACAACGAGCUGUUGAAACAGCUUCAAGAAGAAGUGGGUGAGCUUCGGCAGGGGAAAGCAUGCGCCGCAGAGGAAGACGGGGAGAGCCGGGCCCGCAGCCCGCCGCCCGAAGAGCCUGGGCUGCUCAAGGGGAGCCCGGGGGAAGCCUGCAAGGCUCUGUCUGCCGUGGAGGAAGAAUGUGACAGCGUGGGCAGCGGCGUGCAGGUGGUGAUCGAGGAGCUGCGGCAGCUGGGGGCCGCCUCCACCGUGGGGCAGGGGCCCCUGGGCUUCUUCCCAGCCCCGCAGAGAGACCUGCGCCUCCCAGGAUGCACUCUGGCUGCGGUAGAGGGAGCCCCGCUGCUCAACCCUAUGGCGGAUGAUUAUGUGGCCUCUGAGGGUGCAAUACAACGCGUGCUGGUCCCUGCUUAUGCCAAACAGCUUUCACCAGCCACACAACUGGCUAUCCAGAGGGCAUCCUCGGAGUCAGGACCAGAAAAUGGAACCAAGUUGCCAGCAACCCGCCCCGAGGACAUGCUUGGUUCCACAGCGCUGGACAGUACCUUGGAAGAGUCGGGCCCAGGGGCCACCGGGGAACUGAACCGCUCUCUGGGAUUUAUCAGCUCCCCAUGCAGGGUCCGGGGGACUGGGCAGAAAAACUCCAGGCGCAAGCGAGAUCUAGUGCUCUCUAAACUGGUCCACAAUGUGCAUAACCACAUCACCAAUGACAAGAGAUUCAAUGGGUCUGAAAGCAUUAAGUCCUCUUGGAAUAUCUCAGUAGUGAAGUUCCUUUUGGAAAAGCUCAAGCAGGAGCUGCUGGCCAGUCCCCACAAUUACACAGAUAAGGAGCUGAAAGGAGCCUGCGUGGCCUACUUCCUCACCAAGAGGCGAGAGUACCGCAACUCUCUCAACCCUUUCAAAGGCCUGAAGGAAAAAGAGGAGAAGAAACUUCGAAGCCGGCGAUACCGGCUUUUCGCCAACCGAUCCAGUAUCAUGAGGCAUUUCGGACCUGAGGACCAGCAGCUGUGGAAGAACGUGACGGAAGAACUGAUGUCAGACGAGGAGGACAGUCUCAACGAGCCGGGCGUGUGGGUGGCCCGCUCUCCCCGUUUCCGGGCCCAGCGCCUCACGGAGCUCUGCUACCACCUGGACGCUAACUCUAAGCACGGCACCAAGGCCAACCGCGUCUAUGGGCCUCCCUCAGACAGACUGCCGUCUGUGGAAGCCCAGCUCCUUCCUCCCGAACUUUACAAUCCCAAUUUCCAAGAGGAGGAGGGAGGAAGCAAUGAGAAAGGGCCGGUCUCUCCAUCCUUUGACCAGCCCCACAAGACAUCCUGCCCUGACUUGAACUCAUUCAUUGAAAUCAAGGUGGAGAAGGAUGAAUACAGUCUAUAACAAGGAUAACCCUGGCUCCCGUCACUCCCCACAUCCCAGAAGUGGGUGGCCGGGAAUAAUGUAGUCAGGGAAAGAUGAUCUGCCCUUAUUAACAUAGCUUCCACUUGAAGCGGAAGCUGGAGACUGGUGGGAUAGCAGAACUGAAUCAGGAGGCAGGGGAGCGGUUCCCCCCCCCCAGAGUGGCAAGCCAGGAAGUGCUUAUUCCUAAGCAUCAACAGUGCCUCAGAGGAGCCCGGGAUGAAAAAGGAGGAUGGGCCAAAGAAACGCGAGGCCUUGGUACACGUCCCAGUCUCUCACUUUGUUCGCCCCCCACGCCCUCUGUUGUACCCACAGCUCAGGAGAAAUACUACUGGUCUGUGCUGUAAUCGAUGCAGAGCGGACCAGUCCAGAGUAAUACUGCCCCCUGGCGGGAGCUUUGUCCUGGGCUUUCUCUUCUGAGCAGGGGAUCAUGGGCUUACUGCUAUUUGGAAUUAGGGUCUAGAUAUGGUAGACAUUGUUUGGAUUUUUUAAAUGAUAGUUAUUGUUUUGCUGGAUUAUAUGAGAAAUUUUUAUCAUUCCCAUAUUAUAUGUGAGAAAAUUAAA
Psammomys obesus (fat sand rat) is the source of this 2539-nucleotide messenger RNA. It is a transcript of the gene CUNH14orf93, whose product is annotated as chromosome unknown C14orf93 homolog. NCBI's taxonomy places the organism in Eukaryota, Metazoa, Chordata, Mammalia, Rodentia, Muridae. The coding region runs from base 332 to 1957 and encodes 541 amino acids. The record is from RefSeq and is a predicted model, not a curated record. The transcript is spliced from 7 exons.